GAUAGAUCAAAAAAGAAGAUGUUGUUGGGAUAACCUUAACAUAUUUCGUUAUUUUGUUCAAAUUUGAAUAAGACUAAUGAGAUAAAACAGUUUUUAAUUUUAACUACAAUAUAUUCCACUAAAGAUUAUCCAUGGAAAAAACAAUUCCUAGCAGACACCGAAAAAGGAGUUCGCCCAAGAAUCCCAAGUUGGCUGGAAAACAAAAAGUAAAUACAAGACAAAAGAAAUCUACAAAGAAAAUUAAUAAUGAUCGUGAAGCAAUAAGUACUAUGCCGCCGGAAACAAAUAAAACUAAGUCUGAAAAAGAAAAUAUACUACCUUGCAUAUAUUCCUAUAACUGGGAAGAAUUUAAAGAUAGAUUUUUUAAUACAGAACCAGAUACUAGUAACGUAAAGUUGAAAAAAUGCUUAGGGAAAAUGCAAGGUCAGGAUAACAUAAUACAUUUCACCGCAUUACAGUAUACGAGAAAAGCAAUAAUCGAUUGCUUGUUAAAAAGACAAUGGGACAAUUUGGUAAAACUCUUACAAUUGCUGUUUCAGAGAUCCGGUGAUCCAAUAUUUGUAUUACUUCUACGUAAUGUAUGCGAAAUACUCAAAAAUUUCCAUCCAUACAUAAAUUCAACAAAUAUAGGAGACGAAAUAAAUUUAGUCAAGGAGAAAUAUAGUCAAAAAAGAUUAGCUGAUGAUUAGCAUGCAAUUGUUUCUAGAUGAGACUGUUUAAUUUAAAUUGUAUUUUUGACAAAAACCUUAAUAAAAAAAGUGCAAUUUUUU
Molecule: messenger RNA, 770 nt
Organism: Sitophilus oryzae (rice weevil)
Lineage: Eukaryota; Metazoa; Arthropoda; Insecta; Coleoptera; Curculionidae
Exons: 2
Coding region: 132-689 (185 amino acids)
Source: RefSeq, a predicted model, not a curated record